AUGGAACCAGCAGGGCCACGGCUAUUCUCAGAUGAUCAUCUCACAACAACUCUUGCUCCCGAACCGACAGACGAAGGGUCUACUAGUCUCGUUUUGGACCUAGAAUCGGUGCCCAAUUUCUUCGAUCUCCCAGCAACAAUCUCGUGGAUAACCGAGAAUGACUUCGCAAAAGUUGGCCUGCAAUUCCCGGAUCGUUUCAUCCGAUAUUCCCGCUUCAUCGCUGAACGAAUAGAGAAAGAGACGAAAGCCAGGGCCUAUGUUUUGGCGGAUACUUCUUAUAAAAGUUGUUGUGUGGAUGAGGUAGCGGCUGCGCAUGUUCCCUGUGAUUCAAUUGUCCAUUAUGGGGAUAGUUGUUUGAGUACAGCCACCGGGGCCGUUCCCGUUAGAUAUGUACUGGGCCGUCUUCCUCUAAACGUUGAUGAGGUGACGAAGGGAUUUCGAGAAAAUAGCGCCCACAUAGAGGCUUCCGUCAUUUUACUGACCGAUGCCGCGUAUGCGUAUUCUAUCGAAGAGCUCUCCCAACAAAACCCACAGCUUCUCGUGGCACGGCUGGAUAAUGGGGAAAUUCGCGAUAACGAGAAACUCUGCCUGGGCCGCUUGAUCCCGCGGUCAUUCUCGGAUUCCACGGACAGCUCUUGCGUGCUGUUUAUUGGCGAUGAGUCGAGUCCGCUUCUACAGAUGUUUCUUCUCACCUUCCCCUAUUGUGCUCAAGUCAUCCACUACAAUCCAACAAAUCAGAAGAUUUCGAUUGAGAGAGAUACAACCUCUUUAUUAGUUCUCGUCUAUUUUCUG
Molecule: messenger RNA, 792 nt
Organism: Mesorhabditis spiculigera
Lineage: Eukaryota; Metazoa; Nematoda; Chromadorea; Rhabditida; Rhabditidae
Source: the annotation of a GenBank genome assembly